Molecule: messenger RNA, 1095 nt
Organism: Oreochromis aureus
Lineage: Eukaryota; Metazoa; Chordata; Actinopteri; Cichliformes; Cichlidae
Product: CUB and sushi domain-containing protein 1-like
Exons: 7
Coding region: 1-1095 (364 amino acids)
Source: RefSeq, a predicted model, not a curated record
AUGGUACGGUUCCAGACAGAAGUCACCUAUGACACGCUGGAGAUCAGGGAUGGCCCCUCAGCAUCCUCUCUCCUGAUCGGCGAAUACCAUGGUACCCAAGCGCCUCAUUUCCUGAUUUCCACAUCAAACUUCCUGUUCCUGUUGUUCACUACAGACAACAGCCGUUCUGCCGCAGGCUUCAGCAUCAGAUAUGAAAUGAAUGGUCGUCGCCAUGGCAGCAGCUUUUCCAUUGGCUCUCGUGUGUCAUUUACAUGUGACCCGGGAUACACACUUAGCGAUCAGGAGCCAAUUGUUUGCGAGCAGAAUCAUCAGUGGAGUCACGCUCUUCCCAGUUGUGAUGCUCUUUGUGGAGGUUAUGUUUAUGGUAAAACGGGAACAAUUCUGUCUCCUGGCUUUCCUGACUUCUACCCCAAUUCUCUAAACUGCACCUGGACCAUAGAAGUGUCCCAUGGAAAAGGAGUCCAUUUGGUUUUCCACACUUUCCAUCUGGAAGAGAACCAUGACUACUUGUCAAUCACAGAGGAUGGCAAUUUUCAGGUUCCGGUAGCUCGACUCACUGGCUCCGUGCUGCCUCCUAGUGUUAAAGCUGGACUCUAUGGGAACUUCAGCGCUCAGCUACAGUUUAUUUCAGAUUUUUCCAUGAGUUACGAAGGAUUUAAUAUCACUUUCUCAGAGUAUGACUUGGAGCCAUGUGAGGGUCCUGGUGUACCAGCAUCCAGCAGGAGAAUGGGACUCAGCUUUCAAGUUGGUGAUUCAUUGAACUUUUCUUGCUUCCCUGGCUACCGACUUGAGGGAGAGAGCAAGAUCACUUGUCUGGGAGGAGGCAGGCGAGUCUGGAGCAACAUGCUACCACGAUGUAUAGCUGAGUGUGGGGCCUCCUCACUGGGACCAGAAGGUGUUCUCCUUUCUCCAAAUUUCCCCUCCAACUACAGUAACAACCAUGAGUGCAUCUACCGCAUUACUACUGAAAAGGGCAAAGGAAUCAGGCUGAAAGCUGAGAGCUUCUCAUUGCAGGAUGGAGAUUAUCUCAAGGUGUGUACCCUGUGCACACUCACACAGAUAUGCAUGCAAAAAAUGACAAAUUUCACCAAUUAG